AUGGCCCCUCGAGCUAGCUUCAAUACGGAUCAGAUAAAGGACAAAGCUAGAAAGGACCUCCUUUACCUGCUCGAGGCUGUCCGUGGAAAGAAGAACCUCAUCCUUGAGCGCAGCUUAGCCGGCCCCAUCGGCACUAUUGUGAAGGUCGCAACGCUUCAGGAGUACGGCGUCGACAAGUUCUUUUUCCUUGAGAACCAGAACGCCGACACCAGUCAGCGAAAUGUCAUCUUCAUAGCUCGCGGCGAAUGCGCCCGUCAUGCGCAAACGAUAGCAGAGCAGAUCCGACGGCUACAACGUGAAAGUCAGACUGGCCACGACUUUCACAUUUUCUGGGUGCCCCGACGGACGCUCGUAUCAGAUAAACUUCUCGAAGAAGCCGGCGUCCUUGGAGAUGUCAACAUCUCGGAGCUCCCCCUCUACUUCUUCCCGCUGGAGAAAGACGUUCUCUCACUAGAACUAGACGACUCGUUCCGCGAUCUCUACCUGUCGAAAGAUGUCACCCCAUCAUUCCUCCUCGCCAAGGCUCUGAUGGAAAUCCAACAGAAUCAUGGCUUGUUCCCGCGUAUAAUUGGUAAAGGCGAUAACGCGAAACGAGUAGCCGAGCUCCUCGCUCGCAUGCGACAAGAAAUCCUCGCCGGCGAAGACGCGAGCGAAGCGACGAGAGCCGGCCUCACACCGAGCACCUUGACCGAAAGCGUUAUCAUCAUCGACCGCGAGGUUGACUUUGUUACUCCUCUCCUCACCCAACUGACAUACGAGGGACUCAUUGACGAAGUGUUCGGCAUUCAAAACAACCAGGCCGAGGUCGAUACUACCGUAGUUGGCGCCCCAUCGCAGUCAUCAACGGCCAGCGCUCAAGCGAGGAAACGUAAAAUCCUGCUGGAUUCCUCCGACAAGCUCUACGAACAGCUCCGGGACACCAACUUCGCAAUUGUUGGAAGCCUGUUGAACAAGGUUGCUCGCCGACUGCAAAACCUGCAAAAGGACUACGAGGGACGAAACAGUCAAAAGUCUAUUGCCGAGCUGAAAGACUUCGUCAGCAAACUGCCUGGCUACCAGGCCGAGCAACAGAGCUUGAGGAUUCACACGGGCUUAGCAGAGGAAAUUAUCAAGUACACAAGAACAGACCAGUUCAAAGGCCUGCUGGAGGCCCAACAGAACCUAGCUGCUGGAGCGGAUCCAUCCACUCAGUUCGAGGCCAUAGAAGAGCUGAUCGCACGCGACACACCCUUGCCGGAGGUUUUGCGGCUGCUUUGCAUCUAUUCAUGUAUAUCUGGCGGAAUCAAGCCCAAGGAAUUCGACCAGUUCCGGCGCCUGAUUCUGGAAGGAUACGGGUAUCAGCACAUCUUGACCCUAAACAACUUGGAGAAGCUCCAAUUGUUCUUGUCACGCUCGUCGCCAUUGGCAGAGAUGAUUCCAAUGACUGGAGCGACAGGCAGCAACACAGGAACGAAGACCAACUACGCUUAUCUUCGGAAGCUCCUGCGACUCAUUGUUGACGAAGUCAAGGAAGACGACCCGAACGAUAUCGCUUAUGUGUACAGCGGGUACGCACCGCUCUCGGUUCGACUCGUCCAAUGCGUCCUGCAAAAGCAGUACCUGCUCCAAGUCACCCGAGGAAACGGCGCAAGCGGUGCAACAGGAUCAUCUGCUGCACAAGGCUGGCAUGGGUUCGAUGAAGCCGUGAAGCAUGUGCGCGGGCAGACGUUUUAUGAACUGCAAAAGGGCGAAGAAAAGGCCGUCAAGGCUCGCGCGCUCCUCUCCGGAGGAACCGAGAAGCAGACGGUAUUUGUGGUGUUCGUUGGAGGCAUCACCUUUACAGAGAUCGCUGCUCUGCGGUUCAUUGCGAAGCAGGAAGAAGCACGAAGGAACAUCGUCAUCUGCACGACGUCGAUCAUUAGCGGAGACCGAAUGAUGGACGCGGCCAUCGAGAAGGAAUCGUUUGCUAGAGACAACGUCAAACCUGCCAGUCCGAGCCAGUGA
Molecule: messenger RNA, 1983 nt
Organism: Colletotrichum chrysophilum
Lineage: Eukaryota; Fungi; Ascomycota; Sordariomycetes; Glomerellales; Glomerellaceae
Exons: 4
Coding region: 1-1983 (660 amino acids)
Biological process (GO): vesicle-mediated transport; intracellular protein transport
Cellular component (GO): fungal-type vacuole; CORVET complex
Source: RefSeq, a predicted model, not a curated record